Molecule: messenger RNA, 1864 nt
Organism: Choloepus didactylus (southern two-toed sloth)
Lineage: Eukaryota; Metazoa; Chordata; Mammalia; Pilosa; Megalonychidae
Gene: TAF1A
Product: TATA-box binding protein associated factor, RNA polymerase I subunit A
Exons: 11
Coding region: 241-1590 (449 amino acids)
Biological process (GO): transcription by RNA polymerase I
Cellular component (GO): RNA polymerase I transcription regulator complex
Source: RefSeq, a predicted model, not a curated record
GAACAGAUGCUCCGCCUACUCACAGAAGCUCCAGCAACGCCACUUCCGGCGAGGUUUUGGUCACGCUGUGCCGCUGAGUGUGGGUAUCCGGCAUCACGCUUCAGGCAGGAACCCUGAAGUACAAAAAAUUCUGUUGGUCAGGUAUGUAUUAGAUCCAAAGCUGACUUUUUUCUUUACGACUCAGAAGCCUAUGGGUUAAGAAGUACAGAAAGUAACUGAUAAUCUCAGUUUGGAGUAGGUAUGAGUGAUUUCAUUGAAGAAUUAACAAGGCCAGUGACAAAGGAUGUGGUGGAGAUAUCUGUGCCCUCUGGUACAGGAAUGUAUUUUCCUUGGCUGCGAAAGCAAAUAGAAACUGUGGUAACUGGAGGCAAAAAGGAGAAGGAUUUUGCUCAGACAACAGGUGCUUGUUUAGGUUUUAUCCAAGAAGCUCUGUUGAAGCACCAAUGGGAGCAAGCUGCAGAAUACAUGCACAGUUAUUUACAGAUCUUGGAAGAUUCAGAUACCCACAAAAGGCAGGCCGCACCUGAGAUUAUUUGGAAGCUAGGAAGUGAGAUUCUAUAUUAUCAUCCCAAAAGCAACAUUGAGACUUUCAGUACCUUCGCUGACCGGAUGAAAAAUAUUGGAGUCCUGAAUUAUUUAAAGAUCUCCCUACAACAUGCAUUAUAUCUUGUGCAUCAUGGAAUGCUUGAGGAUGCGAACAGAAAUCUAAGUCAAGCAGAGACAUGGAGAUACGGUGAAAAGUCAUCUUCCCAGGAAGUAUUAAUCAACCUUGUCCAGGCCUAUAGGGGCCUUUUGCAGUAUUAUAAUUGGUCUAAAAAGAAGAUGGAAUUGUCUAAGCUUGAUGAAGAUGAUUAUGCUUACACUGCUGCAGCCCAGAAUAUGCUGAACCACAGUUGGAAGACAUCUAUAAAUCUUUCUGCAUUGAUUCAAAUUCCUGGAGUUUGGGACCCCUUUGUGAAGAGUUAUGUAGAGAUGCUGGAAUUCUAUGGGGAUCAUGAUGGAGCCCGAGAGAUACUCACCAAUUAUGCAUAUGAUGAAAAGUUCCCAUCAAAUCCGAAUGCCCAUAUCUACUUAUACAACUUUCUAAAGAAAGAGAAGGCACCAGAAGAGAAACUGAUAAGUGUGCUUAAGAUUUUGUAUCAGAUUGUACCAUCUCAUAAACUGAUGUUGGAAUUUCAUAGAUUACUUAGAAAAUCAGAAAAAGAAGAACACCAUAAAUUGGGGUUAGAAGUAUUAUUUGCAAUCUUAGAUUUUGCUGGAUGUAACAAGAAUAUAACUGCUUGGAAAUAUUUGGCAAAAUAUCUGAGACAGACCUUAAUGGGAAGUCAUCUUGCCUGGGUUCAGGAACAGUGGAACUCCAGGAAAAACUGGUGGCCAAGCUUUCACUUCAGCUAUUUUUGGGCAAAAAGUGAUUGGAAAGAAGAUGAAGCUUUGGCUUGUGAGAAAGCUUUAGUAGCUGGAAUACUGUUAGGAAAAGGUUGUAGAUAUUUUCGGUAUGUUUCAAAACAAGGUCAUCAAGUCUUAAGGAAGAAAAUUAAGCAGGUGAAGAAAUCAGUGAAAAAAUACAGUAUUGUAAAUCCAGGACUCUGAUAUUGAAUUUUAGUUAUUUCUUGUUUACAGUGCCUUAAACAUAGUAGUAACUCAGUAGAUAGUUAUUUAAUACAUUAUUUGGCAUUUCAAAAAGGUGGUUUAUAUGGCUAAAAAGGUUACUUUUUAAAAAAUAUUUUCUUUUACUAUCAGUUAUAGCUAGAGAAAGUUCACUGCCUUUUUUGUAAAUAUAUAUAUUUAUUUUUUGUUUUGUUAAAUCUAACAUAUUCAUUAAAGAAUAAUUCUUCCAAUAAAUAAUUCUAUUUGUUUCAUCAGA